AGUUAUAGUUGCACUUUUUUCACCGCGUCGGCCACAUAAUACACGAGUCGAUAUGUCUUAAUAUAUUAAAAAGUCACUAAUUACAUUAUACAAAAAAAAAAAAAUAAAAAAUAUUAUAACAUUUCGUUCGAGUAUAUUACAUAUAUAUACUUAAUAUAUAGUAGCUAUAGGACAUAAUGAGCAGACAUCUUUGGUGGAUUUUAAUCUGGCCAGUACUGCAGGUGACGAAAAUUGGCGGAAAAGAGUCACCAGAUUUCGAAUUUGGACAUCACUAUGUGGGUUUGACGGUAUUGCCGGACAUAGAGCAACAAGGGGGUAAGCGCGUGGUAGUGUCGUGGCAAGUGCUGUCAGCUAACCCUAACGACUGGGUCGGAGUAUUUGGCGCGGACCCAGCGCAUGGCCGUUUUAGGUCUGCCACCGAGAUGGCGCUCCGUAAGUAUCCGGUGAACGCCACAUCUGGCUGGUUGGAGACCGAUCUGACAGUGGGCACGAAGACCAUACAGUUGCUUUGCCAUGACGGUCAGUUUAAAAGCCAGUGUUUCGAGUAUUGGGUGGCAUACAUCAGUGGCGAGACCGACACACUAUUAGCAACAAACUGUCUUAAGACUCAACCUAAUUGGAUGGACAAUUUGACAGAUGACAUCAAAUCUUUAAGAUUAAAUUCCCUGUUUUUGCCAGGUACGCAUGACUCAGGAGCAUAUGAUAUUACCCAAAAUUGUCCUAUAUACUUUGAAAAGUAUGUCUACACUCAAGACGUUGAUAUUUUGAGUCAAUUGUGCCACGGAGCCCGUUACUUGGAUUUAAGAGUAGGUUUUGAUUGUCAGUCUGAUCAUUUAUGGUGGCUACAUCACGAAAUUUAUCCAGUAAGACCUUUGUCAUACAUUCUUGAGGAUAUAAAAACAUUUGUAGAAGCAACAAAUGAAAUUGUAAUUGUCGAAUUUCAUAAAUUUCAAACGGGCUUUUCAAAAAAUCUGUCAGAGCAUCUUAAGUUAUAUCAAUUUGUAACACUUUACUUGGGUAAGCAUAUGGCUAAAAUGGAUUGGAAUAAAUCACUCAAAGAUUUACAAGCUGAAGGACAUAGAGUAAUCGUAACUUACAACUAUUUGCCAAUAACACUAUAUGCUAAUGAUAAAAACCUUUGGACACCUAUUCCUCGAUAUUGGCCAAAUGCUCAAAAAUUAACAACAUUUGAAGACUACGUACGUUUCUAUAUAAAUAAAACACAAAACGAAAGCGGUGUAACAUUGUUGAUGGCUGAGUUAACUCCUACUCCAUUGGACGUUAUUUUCAAUAGAGGUUAUGGUUUACGACACAUGAGUUCGAUAAUUAAUGAAUCUCUGUUCAAGUGGUUUUCAAUGCCAGAGUGGGGAGGACAUUUUAACAUCGUCGCUGUAGAUUUUCUACAAAGUACCAAUAUCAUCGAUGCAGCGAUCCAUUGGAAUAAGAAAAAAAUCAUUCCGUCCAACAAGUGAUAAUAACCUCAUAAACAAUAUUUAAAAAUCAAAACCAGUGUCAUGCUCAUUGCGCAUAUACAUAAUAAUUUAACUUAUGGUUACUACUAAAACUAAUUAUCAUUUA
Rhopalosiphum maidis (corn leaf aphid) is the source of this 1578-nucleotide messenger RNA. Its product is annotated as PI-PLC X-box domain-containing protein DDB_G0293730-like. Gene Ontology annotation, molecular function: phosphoric diester hydrolase activity. The record is from RefSeq and is a predicted model, not a curated record. Lineage: Eukaryota; Metazoa; Arthropoda; Insecta; Hemiptera; Aphididae. Bases 177 to 1472 code for a protein of 431 amino acids. The transcript is spliced from 5 exons. Gene Ontology annotation, biological process: lipid metabolic process.